Messenger RNA from Ruditapes philippinarum (Manila clam), 3668 nucleotides. RefSeq names its product integrator complex subunit 8-like. Gene Ontology annotation, biological process: snRNA 3'-end processing. Lineage: Eukaryota; Metazoa; Mollusca; Bivalvia; Venerida; Veneridae. The record is from RefSeq and is a predicted model, not a curated record. Bases 113 to 3235 code for a protein of 1040 amino acids. Gene Ontology annotation, cellular component: integrator complex. The transcript is spliced from 26 exons.
AAAAUUUGGAUAAUUUUAUGUGACAAUGUGAUAAUACAGUAUUUGCAUGAUUUAAUUUCUUAUAGGGAUUACAACUAAAAUAGUGUAAAGGGCAAUAAUUUAUAUAUUGACCAUGACUGAAGCUGCCCCGGCUAGGGGACCAGUGGUCCCUGUGCCUGCAACAAUGCCAGAGUUGGCCUGGUAUGAGUUUGUGUUAAAUGAGAAACUUUUAGAGGAUCAUUUAUCUCAGGAAAACCCAGAACCAGGUCCAAUCCAGUUGAUAAUGCAAUUUCUUCAAGAAGCUGAAAACCAGAUAGCAGCUAAUGGACCAAACGCUGAUCAGCAGCAGCCUACUCAGGUGCCUCUUGGUACCUCCCCCAUCCCUUUACAGUCCCCUGGCUCACCUGUCAGCAAUGCCACAUCACCACAGCCAAUGGAUAUUGAUCUAAGAGUUAUAGAUCCACCAGCUGUUGAUCUCCAGCCAGAAAAACCAGUAACACCUACUUUACCUGCCAGCGACAACAAAAAGGUGCGUUGUCUGCGGCUCCUCGCACUCAAGGUGGCAGCACAUCUAAACUGGAACCUCACUACACUAAUAAAAGGGUUACCAGUUACAAUGUUAAGCACAUUAUUGACAGAGUUACUGAAGUCUACCAUGGAGAUGAGCCCAGAUGCUGCCAAAUAUACUGACCUACAUUUUGAUGUUCUCUCAGACGACGCAGUCUUUGCUGCACAACUCUAUCAUAGAUGGAGUAUUUUAACUCUAGUCAAACACAGUUUUCCUGGUAAACCAGUGAAGAAUUUUAUGCAAGUACAAGGUCAGUCUGACCCCAUCACAUCGAUGAUGCAGGCAGAGUCUAUCGUAAAUAAUUUACGAGACAAAGCAGAUGUAUCGGUGGAAAACUUACAGAAAUGUAUUCAGUGUGGUAAAACUAUAAGAAUGCCACAGUUUAACAGUAUUACAGUUCCAUCAGAACAUCAGGAUAACCCGGUAUAUCAAUGGGAACAGGGUACAGACAUCAUUCCAGAGGAAUAUAUAUGUCAGUUAUCAUAUGAUCUUGGAACAUACUUCUUCUAUAGAGAAUCAUAUCAUCAUGCAUUGGAAAUGUUCAGGGAAACAAAAGAUCUUCUUAAACAUCUGGAGAAUCCAAGUUAUUGCCAAGUUAAGGAGCAAAGGUUGAACGGUUAUUAUGUGGCAUGUAAAACAUUGAAAGAGUCAUCAGCCAAGCUUAGUGCCAAACCUGAAAGUUUGUACAGGAGAGCGGAAUCAGCUCGUAGAAAUGUGUUUAGAGGUUUGGUAGAUAUUUUAAUAGAGGACAAUGUGAAACAAGAAUUAAGCAAUGCCUAUAGAGCUAACCUUGAAGAUGAACUUGCUUCAAAAGAAAGUCUAACGUUCACAUUUAUACAAGUUAGUGUGUGUAAUGUUAUACGAGGGGUGAUGGAAGGAAAAGCCUUCGUGUCAAUUAUCGCAGAUAUCCUAGAAGAUGCUGAUAUAGCUACCAUUAAAUUCCUUGUUAAGGUAUUAGCAGUAGCCCUCAAUGGAGCCUCGUUUGUACAGAAGACCAAUCUUGUAACUUUCUUGUGGCACGUAGCUGAAGCGGCCCCACCUCAUUCUCACUUCAUCCCCAUGGUAUUACAGAGCGACAUACGUAAUCAUUUCACCGGUUAUGAAUGUGAUCAGAUGAGAAAGUUAGAGAAUGGUAACACUGAUCAGAUGUCAUUUGGGACAAACCUUGAUGAUUUAACCACAGUGGCUAGCAGUUAUCCAUCAAGCAGAGAUUCCUCUGUCACUCUGGUGAAUGUAGAACACCAAUUAAUGUUUAUGUACGAUGGAGACGUUAUUCACCAUCUUGUCAAUGAACUUGUAGUCAAUCAGCAGAAAACACCUGCAUAUGUCAUGCAGCUCAAUGAAAAGUGGAAGGUACCGUUUGAAAUGCUGGACAUUAUACGUAAACUUCCCCCUAGUCUGGAGCAAGCAUAUGCGUUUGUUUUGAUUGGAAAAGGUUGUCACUGCAUGGAGGUCAAGAUAUUUGAGCGAGCAAGAAAUCUUCUGGGAGUGGCGGAUAAUGUAGUGUCGCAGUUAUCGUACACCCUGUCUAAACAUGUAAGAUGGCAAAUGAUGAUGGUAGAUCUACAGCAGUUCUUCCUGAAUGAGACUUUCAGUGAGAACAGUUCACUACAAGAUCUUAUCAAGAAGGUGAAGACUUGUAUAACAGCCGUGAGGCUCGGUCAAGAUAUUCAGCCAAGUCCUGAUGUAUUGGAGCAUUGCUCAGCUUUCCUGUUAAAUAUACGAGAUUGGACAUAUCUCAUGAACAUGGAGAAUACCAACAGUGGUCAUAUAGAGGCAUGCAGACUUGUAUCUGGCUUACUGAAUGAGCUUCCUUCUAUCAAAAAUGCUCGGAAACCAGCAAGAGACUUGUGGGAAACCAUUGUGACAAUAUACAGUACCAAUGCUCAACAUAAGAGAACAUCUAGUGGCCGUGACAGUGCAAUGUAUCGUGACUCGCAGCUUGGCAUCCUGCCAAGAGAUUUCUUUAAAGUUUUUCUACAGAAGAUUAAGGAACCAUUAGCUUUAAGUGUGUUCAUAUCACUGAUGACAAAGUUUUAUAAUAUUCUCAAGGAUGAUAUAACAGUGGAAAUAUACAGUGACUACCUAGCCAUCUGGCCAUCGGCAUUGCCCAAUACAAGUGGUAUACAUGUAGGAGCAGUAGAGGAACAUGUAUCUGUGUUAAUGCAACACGCCUUACAGAAAGAUCCCUCCAACUCUUCCUGGCUUAGAACACAGGCGGAUCUUCUCUAUGCUAACAACCAGUACUCUGCUGCUAUGAAGUUCUAUAUGGAGGCUGGUAUAGUGUCGUCAGAAUUCUUCGCCAAUGCUGUACCUAAAAGUAUCUAUGAUGAUAAUGUAUACAGAAAAAUGAUGAAAUGUUGCUCAUACCUACAGUGUCAUACUCAGGUGGCUGUAUUGUGCCAGUUUCUAGAUGAAAUAGAUUACUCCACUGCCUUCAAGGCAUUGCAGGAGAAGAACACAUACGAUGCAAUGGAUUCUUACUAUGUUUGUAUCUGGGACAUCAGCAUACUUGAGUACCUUGUCCAUCUGCACACAAAAAGAGGAGAAAUGGAGAAAAGACAGUCUGCAAUGCGUGCAUUAACUCAGUUAGAUCUGAACAGUAACAACCCAGAGGAUAUCAUACAGAGGGCCAUACAGAUCCGGAAACGUAAAUUUCUACGUGCCAUGGCUAAACAAUAUGUCUAAAGAGACCCUUGGUGGAACUUUAAACUCUGGACAUGGAUAAUGGCUAAAUAGCCUCGGAUUAUCUGAUAUUGCAAAUCUGUUACUGUACAGCGUUUUAGUAUAUGGAUACAAGGUGCAUAACUCUCAAUGUGGAUGUUUGCUGACAUUUUACUGAAGGAAUCAGGAAGGCUUUCUGACUAUUGUUAAUGAUUAGAGAAGUUAUUUGUGAAGAAAUUAAAUUUCAGUUAUUUGAACUGAAGAAUAUAUUCAUACAUAUAUGGUGUAUAAAGUUAUAUUUGGGAAAGAAUAUGUUUAUUUCUCUGUUACUGGGGAAAAUAGAUCAGUGGUUGUAGACAUAAAUAUUUGACUUUUGGAAAUAAUACAGCGGAACAUGUAUUGAUAAAUUGUGUGGAUUUAUGAAUCUAUCAUAGGAAAUAAUAAAGCACAGUUUUUA